GGCUCGGUUACACAUUAGACAGUUACAAAAUGGAGGCCAGUGAUCUUGUCAGGGAGGGCAAUGAAGCUUUUGUUGACGACGACUACGAGCUCGCCGUUAAGAAAUAUUCAGAUGCCAUAGAACUGAAUGCAUACGAUGCUGAGUUCUAUUUGAAAAGAGCAGCAGCUUUUAUGAAGAUUACAAAUUAUCAAGCUGCUGCAGCGGAUGCCUCCUCAGCAGCCAGUUUAGAGCCUGAAAAUUGUAAGGCACAUACGAGAAAAGGAGUGGCUCUUUUUAACUUGAAGAAUUUUGUAGCAGCAAAAGAGGCAUUUUCAGAUGCAUUAAAACUUGACAGAGAAAACAAAGAAUUACAGAUGUGGAUAGGAAAGUGUGAUGCUGAGCUAGAUUUGGCAACAAAUGAAGCAAAACUUGGAGCAAAUUCAACUGAAACGGUUGUGGUUGGUAUUGCAAGUGGAGAUGAGAGUGCCAAGGCAGCAUGUAAAGCUAAUGGCCAGACCCCAGUUAACGAGGCAGCUGGCAAUGCUGCUGACUCAUCAUCUGUUAACAAUCUGUCUCCCUCUGUUUCUACUGUUGCUGAUCCGUCUAAUCAGGAACAACUUCAGGCUAAACCACUAGCUCCAAAACCACGGUAUGAUUGGUACCAAACAGAAACCCAUGUUAUUGUAACAUUAAUGAUCAAGAAUACAAAAAAAGAGAGUGUCAAUGUGGAAUAUGGUGACAAAACAUUGAGUGCUACAGUGAAGCUUCCAAGUGGUAGUGACUUCAGCUUAGAGCUUGACCUUGCUCAUGAUAUCGUUCCUGUGCAGUGUAAAACAAAACUCAUGUCUACAAAGGUUGAAUUGAAGAUGAAAAAGGCCGAAGAAAUACGAUGGUCAUCUCUGGAAGCAGAUAAUGAAAUUGCAGUUAAACCAUUUCAAACAAAAGGUAGGAACAUUUAGUAUCUAUUGUUUGCCUAGUGUGAUGAUCCAGGUGAAUGAUAACAGAGGAUUAAUUUUGGAAACCUCCAUGUACUUUUUUAUCAUCAUCAUCAUCAUCAUCGUCAUCAUCAUCAUCAGGGCUGUGCUCUAGAAACAUCUGGAUGCCACAGGCGACUAACUUUUGCCUUUAGGUGAUCGGAAAAACUGACUUUUUGGGUGCUGGGCACACAGGAUGUCAUGGUUAGGAACCUUUGGGCUCCUCAUAAUAUUUUUCUUAGACCACAGCCUUGGAUUCAUUAUCCCUGUGUUAAACCCUAGAGAGAAGAGAUCACUGGUGGCUCAUUAUGCUAGCACUGUAAAACUCUGUUUUGUUGUACAGUGUAGUACCAUGAAGUGACUUAGGGUAGACUGUUGUAGGAAAGAGCUUGAUUAAUCUUGCCCAAGAACACAACACAACAUGUUAGUCGAAGGCUUUCACCCAGCCUCUCAAUCUGGACUCAACUCUGGAUGGUGACCCCAGC
Messenger RNA from Orbicella faveolata, 1438 nucleotides. RefSeq lists its product as uncharacterized. Gene Ontology annotation, molecular function: protein-folding chaperone binding. The record is from RefSeq and is a predicted model, not a curated record. NCBI's taxonomy places the organism in Eukaryota, Metazoa, Cnidaria, Anthozoa, Scleractinia, Merulinidae.